Messenger RNA from Protopolystoma xenopodis, 381 nucleotides. NCBI's taxonomy places the organism in Eukaryota, Metazoa, Platyhelminthes, Monogenea, Polystomatidea, Polystomatidae. The record is from the annotation of a GenBank genome assembly.
AUGGGCUGCUCACGGCCGAGUUGGACUUUGUAUUCCGAUGACCUUUCGCUGAAUAAGGGCCCUCCAACCGGGUUGAGCCAUGGUCCAGUCAAGAUGUGUCACACCUUUUUCGCCAGUUUGCCCCAACCGAGGCCGAAUCUCUCUCUUUUUACACCUUCUUCGGCAAGUCCAUACCAAUUUUCAACCUUUCUAAAACUGCACUCGAGGCGCCCUUUUCUGGAGUGGAAUCCCAUUUAUCCACAGCCCACAAGAGCAGACUCGCAAAGUUGGAGUGGAACUCAGUGCACACAGACUCAUUGGCAGCAUGGGCUUAGUGUCGCUGUGGUACAGGUCGCUUCUUCGUGCCCAUCCAUUACCCUCCCUGUACCCAUCUGCCUCUAA